Molecule: messenger RNA, 2230 nt
Organism: Cynocephalus volans (Philippine flying lemur)
Lineage: Eukaryota; Metazoa; Chordata; Mammalia; Dermoptera; Cynocephalidae
Gene: LTF
Product: lactotransferrin
Exons: 17
Coding region: 1-2127 (708 amino acids)
Biological process (GO): iron ion transport; antibacterial humoral response
Cellular component (GO): plasma membrane; recycling endosome; extracellular region
Source: RefSeq, a predicted model, not a curated record
AUGAGGCUUGUCUUCCCCGCCCUGCUGUUCCUUGGGGCCCUGGGACUGUGUCUGGCUGCCCCUAAGAAAAGCGUUCGAUGGUGUACUAUAUCAAAAUCCGAGGCAACAAAAUGCUCCAGAUGGCAAAAGAGUAUGAAAAGUGUGGGUGGCCCUCGUGUCAGCUGCAUAAAGAGAACCUCCUACCUUCAGUGUGUCCAGGCCAUUACAGCAAACAAGGCAGAUGCUGUGACCCUUGAUGGUGGUUGGGUGUUUGAGGCAGGCCAGGCCCCCUACAGACUGCAACCUAUAGCAGCGGAAGUCUAUGGGACUGAAGCGCAACCUCGAACCCAUUAUUAUGCUGUGGCCAUAGCGAAGAAGGACAGUGGCUUUCAGCUGAACCAACUACGAGGCCGGAAGUCCUGCCACACAGGCCUCAACAGGACCGCUGGGUGGAACGUCCCUGUGGGCACUCUUCGUCCAUUCUUGAACUGGACAGGGCCACCUGAGCCCCUUGAGGCAGCGGUGGCCAAGUUCUUCUCAGCCAGCUGUGUUCCCGGUGUGGAUGGAAAACGGUUCCCCAACCUGUGUAGCCUGUGUAUAGGGACAGGGGCAAAUAAAUGUGCCUUCUCCUCUGCGGAACCAUACUUCGGCUACUCUGGUGCCUUUAGGUGUUUGAGAGAAGGAGCUGGAGAUGUGGCUUUUAUCAGGGAUAGUACAGUGUUUGAGGACCUGCAGGAUGAGGCUGACAGGGACCAGUACGAGCUGCUCUGCCCAGACAACACCCGGAAGCCCGUGGACAAGUUCAAGGAGUGCAACCUGGCCCGGGUCCCUUCUCACGCCGUUGUGGCCCGAAGUGUGGACGGCAAGGAGGACUCCAUCUGGCAGCUUCUCCGCCAGGCACAGGACAAUUUUGGAAAAAAUAAAUCACCGGCGUUCCAGCUCUUUGGCUCCCCUGCCAAGCAGAAGGACCUGCUGUUCAAGGACUCUGCCCUUGGCCUUUUGAGGAUCCCCUCGAGCAUAGAUGCAGGGCUGUACCUUGGAUUCGGCUACUACACUGCCAUCCAAAACCUGAGGGAAAGUGAGGCGUCCGUGGCUGCCCGGCGCGCGCGGGUCGUGUGGUGUGCCGUGGGCGACGAGGAGCAGCGCAAGUGCAGUAGGUGGAGCAGCGCGAGCGGCGGCAGUGUGGCCUGCGCCACGGCGCCCACCACGGAGGACUGCAUCGCGCUCAUCCUGAAAGGAGAAGCUGAUGCCAUGAGUUUGGAUGGAGGAUUUAUCUACACUGCGGGCAAGUGUGGUUUGGUGCCUGUCCUGGCAGAGAACCAAAAAUCCCGAACAAACAACAGACCUGAUUGUGUGGAUAGAGCAGUGGAAGGGUAUCUGGCUGUGGCCGCGGUUAGGAAAUCAGAGGCUGACCUCACCUGGAACUCUCUGAAAGGCAGGAAGUCCUGCCAUACCGCCGUGGGCAGGACUGCAGGCUGGAACAUCCCCAUAGGCCUGCUUUUCAAUCAGACAGGCUCCUGCAAAUUUGGUGAAUUCUUCAGUCAAAGCUGUGCCCCUGGGUCUGACCCAACUUCCAAUCUCUGUGCUCUGUGUAUUGGCAAUGAAGAGGGUAAGGAUAAGUGUGUGCCCAACAGCAACGAGAGAUAUUAUGGCUACACCGGGGCUUUCAGGUGCCUGGCUGACAAGGCUGGAGAUGUUGCAUUUUUGAAAGACGUCACUGUCGUGGAGAACACUGAUGGAAAGAACACUGAACCGUGGGCUAGGGAUUUGAAACUAGAGGACUUUGAGCUGCUGUGCCUCGAUGGCACUCGGAAGCCUGUUACUGAGGCUCGGAGCUGCCACCUGGCUGUGGCUCCAAAUCAUGCUGUGGUAUCUCGGCAAGAUAAGGUAGAACGCCUUGAACAGGUGCUGCUCCAACAACAGGCCCUGUUUGGAAGAAAUGGACCUGACUGCCCAGGGAAGUUUUGCUUGUUCCAGUCUGAAACCAAAAACCUUCUGUUCAAUGACAACACUGAGUGUCUGGCCAGACUCCAUGGCAAAACGACAUAUGAAAAAUAUUUGGGGCCACAGUAUGUCAUGGCUGUUGCUAAUCUGAGACGGUGCUCAACCUCCCCGCUCCUGGACGCCUGUGCUUUCCUCAGGAGGUAAAACCCAGGAAGAUGGCCCAGCAUCCCCAUCCUGUCCCCUGUCCUGUUCCUGAGGGAGCCUCAGCCACUCACUGCUCUCUGUUGCCUUCCCCUCCUUGCUGAGG